Messenger RNA from Phlebotomus papatasi, 2430 nucleotides. Its product is annotated as facilitated trehalose transporter Tret1-like. Lineage: Eukaryota; Metazoa; Arthropoda; Insecta; Diptera; Psychodidae. The coding region runs from base 848 to 2254 and encodes 468 amino acids. Gene Ontology annotation, cellular component: membrane. Gene Ontology annotation, molecular function: sugar transmembrane transporter activity. The record is from RefSeq and is a predicted model, not a curated record. Gene Ontology annotation, biological process: transmembrane transport; carbohydrate transport. The transcript has 4 exons.
CCACGAGACAUUUUCAAUGGCGUCAUUGGAAAAUGAACUUUUCACACGCAUAUAUAGGUGUAUACAGGUUGUUGACAAUAACUAAAACAAUCACCUGCACAUUAGAUGAUCACUCCCGUAGUAAGGUCGUCGAUGCUGUGUAAAUAUAGUGCAUCAAAAUAUCGCAUUAGUAUAAAAUUUCCUAAAACAGCCUAAUGACGCCGAGAAUGUCUCUUAUCAGUUUUGGGGAGCUGGGGGUUAUGGCUGAGAUUGUAUCAUAUGUAGAACUGGGGACGGGGUACACAUGCCAAUGCAUAGGUAUAAGAAGGUGAUUAGCAUCUGCCUAAGCAUCACUUAGAUCGUAGUGCGUGUCCAUUGAAGUGCUCUAGUGAUUCUGAUUCUCUUUCCGUAGAUGAGGCUGUGCAUUUAUAGAUGAAUUAAAUUGCGUCCGAGUGAAAAGUAAAUCUGAAAAUCUCUUAUCACAAAAACGAAUCACAUCAUCACAAUUGUGAGGCGAGUGUCGAGUAGUUGGUGAAUUUAUAGCCCUGUGUACCCAUCUCACAAUUUCGAAAUGUGUUGAUUUUUGGACUAGAAGCCUUUAUAGUGAAAUUAUGUACUUUUGCAAUCCAUUUUUAUCUGGCGCUAUUUAGGAGCUGCUCAUAAGCCACUGGAUCUCAGUCUGCUAUCAUCACUCUGUGAUUAAUGAUGUGAUUUUAAGUUGCAAUACUUUUUAUUCUUGCAAUUCUUUUUUUGGAGAAAUAUACUUAAGCACAAAGUUUUGGACACAAUUCUUUUCUUUUUUCGCCUUUCCACUCUCACAGAAAAAGUUUAAUUUCUUCUCGAACGCUGAAGCUUGCUUAAACAAAUUAUGAAGUUAAUUAAUUUCUCAAGUAUCAAUCAUCAAUUUGUGGCAGUGUUCUGUGUGAACAUUUUAAGUUUGGCACAUGGAUCGGCCAUAGGUUGGCUAUCACCCUUCUUGCCCGUGCUCCUUUCGGAUUCCUCGCCACUGGUCACGGGUAAGAUUUCCAUGGAUGAGGCAUCGUGGAUUGGAGCUCUGCUCUGUGCUGGAGGAGUUUUUGGGUGUGCAAUUUACGGAUUUUUAAGUACGCGUUGUGGGCGUAAGACGACGAUCUUGUUGCUAGCUGUACCUCACAUAGGUUUCUGGCUCUGUGUUAUUUUCGCUGAUUAUGUGUAUCAUCUGUAUUUGGCCCGUUUUCUGGCUGGGGCUGCAGGAGCUGGUCUAUAUGUUGUCAUCCCGCUUUUAGUAGCCGAAAUCGCUGACCCAAGUAUUCGAGGACGACUAGGUGCUAUCCUACCUCUAGCUGUUAGCAUGGGCAUCUUCAAUGGAUUUGUCACUGGCACCUUUAUCCACUAUAAGUAUAUCCCCUUCAUUAUGCUUAGCUUAUCCGUCGUUUUUCUGCUCAGUGUCGUUGCUCUGCCUGAUACACCGCACAGUCUCCUCAAGGCCAAUAGGAUAACAGACGCUGAAGCAUCGUUUAGGUUCUACAGAAACAUUAGUGAGAAUGUCAUGGAUAAUAAGGCGAAGCAGGAGUUUGAGAGGAUCAGGGAGCAACAGUUAAAGAGUCAAACCAAUGAAGAAAAACUCCAAUUGAGAGAUUUCACAACGUCACCUGCAAAGAAGGCUUUCAUUAUUGGUGUAGGCCUGUUUUUGCUAACUCAGUUCUGUGGAGCCUUCGCCUUUGUCAAUUACACAGCUACAAUCUUUAAGGAAUCAGGAUCUGAGCUGGAUCCCAACAUAUCGUCAAUUGUCCUGGGAAUGGUGCAAAUCUUCGGAACCUACACAUCAACGAUCUUCGUUGAUCGAACUGGCCGAAAGACCUUGCUACUGAUAUCAUCCAUUGGGGCCUCAGCAGGGCUGAUACUCAUGGGCACAUAUUCAUUCUUCAAAUUCCAGGGGUAUGCCCUGACCUUCUUGGACUGGGUACCUGUGGUGACCCUAUCCCUUGUCAUCUAUAUCUCGUCAGUGGGCAUUUUAGCUCUUCCCUAUAUUGUUCUCACCGAGGUGCUUCCCUCGAAAAUAAGAGCUGUAGGAUCCAGUUUCUGUUUAGUCACUAUAAGUAUCUCAGCAUUUGUCAUCUUAAAAGCGAUGCCGAUCUUGAUGACGACAAUCCAACUUUUUGGCUGCCUGUGGCUUUUUGCAGGCUUUUGCAUACUUGGUGCCAUCUUCAUUGCUUUAGUUGUACCGGAGACCAAGGGCAAGGUUCUCGAUGAUGAUGUUCAGGUGAAUGAUAAGGAACUCCAACCGACAGUGUAAAAAUUCUCAGAGGAACACUCACACAGUGGAAUAGAAUAGACUGAUUAUUUAAUUUUAUAUUAUUACAUCGAAUUUAUGUUCAAUAGUUAAGAUAUUUAUGUAUAUAUAACUUAGGUAUCUAAAUGUAUUGCGCUAUCAUAUAAGUUUAGCUAAAUAAAUUUGUUUAUGUUAUGUAA